UUCAACCUUGAAAGGAGGAUGUCGGCAUCUGAAGGCGGGAAAGACAUCACCCCAGAGCCCAGUCCAGCCAAUGGGGCAGGCCCUGGUCCUGAAUGGGGGCUGUGCCCUGGGCCCCCAGAAUCAGGGGGUGAAAUCAGUGGGGCAUCAGGCCUGGGGACCCCUAAGCGAAGGACUCAGCACAGUAAGCACAAGACGGUGGCAGUGGCCAGUGUUCAGCGGUCACCCCGGGCGCUCUUCUGCCUCACCCUGGCCAACCCUCUGCGGCAGUCUUGCAUCAGCAUCGUGGAGUGGAAGCCUUUCGACAUCCUCAUCCUGCUCACCAUCUUUGCCAACUGCGUGGCCCUGGGGGUCUACAUUCCCUUCCCAGAAGACGACUCCAACACUGCCAACCACAACCUGGAGCAGGUGGAGUACGUAUUUCUGGUGAUUUUCACUGUGGAGACGGUGCUCAAGAUCGUGGCCUAUGGGCUGGUGCUCCAUCCCAGCGCCUACAUCCGCAAUGGCUGGAACCUACUCGAUUUCAUCAUCGUUGUGGUUGGGUUGUUCAGCGUGCUGCUGGAGCAGGGCCCCGGACGGCCUGGAGAUGCUCCGCAUACUGGAGGGAAGCCAGGGGGCUUCGAUGUGAAGGCGUUGCGGGCAUUUCGGGUGUUGAGGCCACUGAGGCUGGUGUCUGGAGUCCCGAGCCUGCACAUAGUGCUCAAUUCCAUCAUGAAGGCGCUGGUACCGCUGCUGCACAUCGCUCUGCUCGUGCUCUUCGUCAUCAUUAUUUAUGCCAUCAUCGGACUCGAGCUGUUCCUCGGACGCAUGCACAAAACGUGCUACUUCCUGGGAUCUGAGAUGGAAGCGGAGGAGGACCCGUCGCCCUGUGCGUCUUCAGGCUCUGGAGGCUCCGGGCGUGUGUGCACACUGAACCAGACCGAGUGCCGCGGGCGCUGGGCAGGGCCCAAUGGAGGCAUCACUAACUUCGACAACUUCUUCUUCGCCAUGCUGACGGUCUUCCAGUGUGUCACCAUGGAAGGAUGGACGGAUGUGCUCUACUGGAUGCAGGAUGCCAUGGGGUAUGAGCUGCCCUGGGUGUAUUUCGUGAGUCUCGUCAUCUUUGGGUCCUUCUUCGUCCUCAACCUUGUACUUGGCGUCCUGAGUGGGGAGUUCUCCAAGGAGAGGGAGAAGGCAAAAGCACGAGGGGACUUUCAGAAGCUGAGGGAGAAGCAGCAGUUGGAGGAGGACCUGAGGGGCUACCUGGACUGGAUCAUGCAGGCAGAGGAGCCGGACAUGGAAGACCCCUCAGCUGAUGGAAACUUUGGUUCUGUGGCUGAAGAGGGCAGGGCUGGCCACCGACCACAACUGGCAGAGCUGACCAAUAGGAGACAUGGCCGUCUGCACUGGUUCAGUCACUCCACCCGAUCCACACACUCCACCAGCAGCCAUGCCAGCCUGCCAGCCAGUGACACUGGUUCCAUGGCAGAGACUCCGGGUGAUGAGGAAGAGGAGGAGGGGCCUCUGGCCAGUUGUACACGCUGCCUAAACAAGAUCAUGAAAACCAGGGUCUGCCGCCGCCUCCGUCGAAUCAACCAGGGUCUCCGGGCAUGCUGCCGGCGAGCUGUGAAGUCCAAUGCCUGCUACUGGGCUGUGCUGCUGCUUGUCUUCCUCAACACGCUCACCAUCGCUUCAGAGCACCACGGGCAGCCCAUGUGGCUCACCCAGACCCAGGAGUAUGCCAACAAAGUGUUGCUCUGUCUGUUCACGGUGGAGAUGCUUCUCAAGUUGUAUGGUCUGGGCCCCUCCACCUACGUUUCCUCCUUCUUCAACCGCUUUGACUGCUUUGUGGUCUGUGGGGGCAUCCUGGAGACCACACUGGUGGAGGUGGGUGCCAUGCAGUCCCUGGGCAUCUCAGUGCUCCGAUGUGUGCGCCUCCUCAGGAUCUUUAAAGUCACCAGGCACUGGGCAUCUCUAAGCAAUUUGGUGGCAUCCCUGCUCAAUUCAAUGAAAUCCAUUGCAUCCUUGCUGCUUCUCCUCUUCCUCUUUAUCAUCAUCUUCUCCCUGCUUGGCAUGCAGCUGUUUGGGGGCAAGUUCAACUUUGACCAGACACACACCAAGCGAAGCACCUUCGACACCUUCCCCCAGGCCCUCCUCACUGUCUUUCAGAUCCUGACGGGUGAGGACUGGAAUGUGGUCAUGUAUGAUGGUAUCAUGGCUUAUGGCGGCCCCUUCUUCCCAGGGAUGCUGGUGUGCAUCUAUUUCAUCAUUCUCUUCAUCUGCGGCAACUACAUCCUGUUGAAUGUGUUUCUUGCCAUUGCUGUGGACAACCUAGCCAGCGGAGAUACAGGCACUGCCAAGAACAAGGGCAGGGAGAAGAGCACUGAAGGGAAACACCCACAGGAGAAUGGAGCGUUAGUGCCUGGUGAGGAGAAUGAGAAAGAGGAGGGUGCAAAGAAUGAAGGAGCAGGAUGGCAGUGUUCAUUCCAACACACAUUUACUCAGCUCUUACUGUGUCCCAGACACUGUUCUAAGUGCUUUACAUACAUUUUCUCAAUUAAUUCCCUCUCUUCUGAUCUUGUGGUGCCAGGCACGGAGGAAGAGGAGGAGGAGGAAGAAGAAGAGGAGGAAGAAGAGGGUGCAGGACGUGUGGAACUCCUACAGGAAGUUGUUCCCAAGGAGAAGGUGGUGCCCAUCCCUGAGGGCAGUGCCUUCUUCUGCCUCAGCCAAACCAACCCAAUGAGGAAGGCUUGCCACACCCUCAUCCACCAUCAUGUCUUCACCAAUCUUAUCCUGGUAUUCAUCAUCCUCAGCAGUGUGUCCUUGGCCGCUGAGGACCCCAUCCGAGUCCACUCCUUCCGCAACCACAUUCUGGGGUACUUUGAUUAUGCCUUCACCUCCAUUUUCACUGUGGAGAUUCUACUAAAGAUGACGGUGUUCGGGGCCUUCCUGCACCGAGGCUCCUUCUGCCGUAGUUGGUUCAAUCUGUUGGAUCUGCUGGUGGUCAGUGUGUCCCUCAUCUCUUUUGGCAUCCACUCCAGUGCAAUAUCGGUAGUAAAGAUUCUGCGAGUACUCCGAGUACUUCGGCCCCUUAGAGCCAUCAACCGAGCCAAGGGACUCAAGCACGUGGUGCAGUGUGUGUUCGUGGCCAUCCGGACCAUCGGGAAUAUCAUGAUUGUAACCACACUUCUGCAAUUCAUGUUUGCCUGCAUUGGUGUGCAGCUCUUCAAGGGGAAAUUCUACAGUUGCACUGAUGAGGCCAAACACACCCCCAAAGAAUGCAAGGGCUCCUUCCUGGUCUAUCCUGAUGGAGAUGUGUCACGGCCCCUGGUCCGGGAGCGGCUCUGGGUCAACAGUGAUUUCAACUUUGACAAUGUCCUUUCAGCCAUGAUGGCUCUGUUCACUGUCUCCACCUUCGAAGGCUGGCCUGCGUUGCUAUACAAGGCCAUUGAUGCACAUGCAGAGGACCAGGGACCCAUCUAUAAUUACCAUGUGGAGAUUUCAGUGUUCUUUAUUGUCUAUAUCAUCAUCAUCGCAUUCUUCAUGAUGAACAUCUUUGUGGGCUUUGUCAUUAUCACCUUCCGUGCCCAAGGGGAGCAGGAAUACCAAAACUGUGAGCUGGACAAGAACCAGCGCCAGUGCGUGGAGUACGCCCUCAAGGCCCAGCCACUCCGCCGCUACAUUCCCAAGAACCCGCAUCAGUAUCGUGUGUGGGCCACUGUGAACUCUGCUGCCUUUGAGUACCUCAUGUUUCUGCUCAUCCUGCUCAACACGGUUGCUCUAGCCAUGCAGCACUAUGAGCAGACUGCUCCCUUCAACUAUGCCAUGGACAUCCUCAACAUGGUCUUCACUGGCCUCUUUACUGUUGAGAUGGUGCUCAAAAUCAUCGCCUUCAAACCUAAGCAUUACUUUGCCGACGCCUGGAACACAUUUGAUGCUCUUAUUGUGGUGGGCAGCGUAGUGGACAUUGCUGUCACUGAAGUCAGCAAUGGUGGCCAUCUUGGCGAGAGCUCUGAGGACAGUUCCCGCAUUUCCAUCACUUUCUUUCGCCUCUUCCGAGUCAUGCGACUGGUCAAGCUUCUCAGUAAGGGUGAAGGGAUCCGCACAUUGCUCUGGACAUUCAUCAAGUCCUUCCAGGCCUUGCCCUAUGUUGCUCUUCUCAUCGCAAUGAUAUUCUUCAUUUAUGCAGUCAUUGGGAUGCAGAUGUUCGGCAAGGUGGCCCUUCAAGAUGGCACACAGAUCAACCGAAACAACAACUUUCAGACUUUUCCACAGGCUGUACUGCUUCUGUUCAGGUGUGCCACUGGUGAGGCAUGGCAGGAGAUAAUGCUUGCCACCCUUCCUGGGAAUCGAUGUGACCCUGAGUCUGACUUUGGCCCUGGCGAGGAGUUUACCUGUGGUAGCAAUUUUGCCAUCGCCUAUUUUAUUAGCUUCUUCAUGCUCUGUGCCUUCCUGAUUAUAAAUCUCUUUGUGGCUGUGAUCAUGGACAACUUUGAUUACUUAACCAGAGAUUGGUCCAUCCUGGGGCCCCAUCACCUCGAUGAAUUCAAGAGGAUCUGGUCUGAAUAUGACCCUGGGGCCAAGGGCCGAAUCAAGCACCUGGAUGUGGUUGCCCUGCUGAGACGCAUCCAGCCACCACUGGGAUUUGGGAAGCUGUGCCCACACCGAGUGGCCUGCAAGAGACUUGUGGCGAUGAACAUGCCUCUCAACUCAGAUGGGACAGUGACAUUCAAUGCCACACUCUUUGCCCUGGUUCGGACAUCCCUGAAGAUCAAGACAGAAGGGAACCUGGAGCAAGCCAAUCAGGAGCUUCGGAUUGUCAUCAAAAAGAUCUGGAAGCGGAUGAAGCAGAAGCUGCUAGAUGAAGUCAUCCCCCCUGCUGAUGAGGAAGAGGUCACCGUGGGCAAAUUCUAUGCCACAUUUCUGAUCCAGGACUAUUUCCGCAAAUUCCGGCGAAGGAAAGAAAAGGGGCUACUAGGGACCGAGGCCUCCCCAAGCACCUUCUCUGUCCUUCAGGCUGGUCUGAGGAGCUUACAGGACUUGGUUCCUGAGAUCCGACAGGCCCUCACCUGUGACAUAGAUGAAGAGGAGGAGGAAGAGGGGCAGGGCAGAGAGGAAGAGGAAGAUGAGAAGGACCCAGAAACAUACCAAGCUCCAAUGGGCUCCCAGCCCCCAUCCCGUAGGAGCUCCCUGAUUUCUGUGUCUCUGCCAACUGGAGACAAACUGCCAGAUUCACUCUCCCUGGGGCCCAGUGAUGAUGAUGCAGGGGCUCCCAACUCCAGACAGUCCAGUGUGCCCCAGGCUGGAUCCUAUGCUCACAGGAGAAGUUCUGGGGCUCUCAUUUUCACCAUUCCGGAAGAAGGAAGUUUUCAGCCCAAGCCCAAGGGAACUGAAGGGCAAGAGAAACAGUAUGAGGAAGAGGAAGUCCCGGGCCAGUAUUCUGGCCACAACAAGGGCUCCUACAUACAUGAGCAGGCCGCGACUCCCUCUUGCCCCAUCCUUUUGCCACCUCACAGGCCCCAAAGAUACAUGGAUGGGCACUACAUACCACGCCGCCGUCUGCUGCCCCCAACACCUGCAGGUCGGAAGCCCUCCUUCACCAUCCAGUGUCUGCGGCGCCAGGGAAGUUGUGACGAUUUACCCAUCCCAGGCACCUAUCAUCGUGGGCGAAACUCAGGGCCCAGCAGGGCACAGGGUUCCUGGGCAACCCCUCCUCAGAGGGGUCGGCUCCUGUAUGCCCCACUGUUCUUGGUGGAGGAGGGUGCAGCAGGGGAGAGAUACUUCAGCAAAUCCAGCGGUCCACUUUGCACCUUCACCUGUCUGCAAGUGCCUGGAACCCACUCAGACCCCAGUCAUGGCAAGAGGGGCAGUGCUGACAGCCUGGUGGAGGCUGUGCUCAUCUCUGAGGGCCUGGACCUCUUUGCCCGAGACCCGCGCUUUGUGGCCCUGGCCAAGCAGGAGAUCGCGGAUGCAUGUCGCCUGACACUGGACGAGAUGGACAGUGCUGCCAGUGACCUGCUGGCACAGAGAACCAGCUCACUUUAUAGUGAUGAGGAAUCCAUCCUCUCCCGCUUCGAUGAAGAGGACCUGGGAGAUGAGAUGGCUUGUGUCCAUGCCCUCUAAAUUCCCACCCCUACCCCACUGCUCAAUAAACCUCCUGCCUCUCUUCCCCAGAGGGAGACAGGCGUAGACCACACUCUUGGAGUUUGAUGUUUUUGCACUCGGAGCCUAGGGCUGCCUGAAAGCCCCCAUCCAUCCAUCCAUCCAUCCAUCCAUCCUGGUUCAGUGCUGAGCCACUGCCCACACAUGGGUAUUUCCGGAAACCAGGACAGCCAGGUCUGAUUACUCAGCGUCAGUGAAGGAGGGAGGAGGAGGAGGAAGAGA
This is a messenger RNA of Myotis daubentonii (Daubenton's bat), 6360 nucleotides long. It is a transcript of the gene CACNA1F, whose product is annotated as calcium voltage-gated channel subunit alpha1 F. Gene Ontology annotation, cellular component: voltage-gated calcium channel complex; membrane. The record is from RefSeq and is a predicted model, not a curated record. Bases 19 to 6099 code for a protein of 2026 amino acids. Gene Ontology annotation, biological process: calcium ion import across plasma membrane. Gene Ontology annotation, molecular function: high voltage-gated calcium channel activity. Lineage: Eukaryota; Metazoa; Chordata; Mammalia; Chiroptera; Vespertilionidae. The transcript is spliced from 48 exons.